Pogona vitticeps (central bearded dragon) is the source of this 1535-nucleotide messenger RNA. RefSeq names its product STN1 subunit of CST complex (gene STN1). The record is from RefSeq and is a predicted model, not a curated record. Gene Ontology annotation, cellular component: CST complex. Gene Ontology annotation, biological process: telomere capping. NCBI's taxonomy places the organism in Eukaryota, Metazoa, Chordata, Lepidosauria, Squamata, Agamidae. Gene Ontology annotation, molecular function: single-stranded telomeric DNA binding.
CAGGCAGAGUUGGGGGUUGAGGGAGGGCCGAGGUUGGAAGGCGUCGAGGACGCGGGGAAGGGGGUCGCCGUCGUGCGAGGCGUCUUUGCGAGGUCUCCGGAGAAGGCGCCUCGGCAUGUUGGCGAGGCUCAAGGGGGAAAAACAAAAAGGGAAAGGACAACCCGCUGCGUCGCUUUGUGUAUGUGGAAGUGAAUUUCGACCCACGGAAACUCCCGCUGGAACAGCUGUGGGUUUUUAAAUAUGCAUAUGGUUGAUUUGUCUACAGUACUGGGGAUAAGUGAUUCAUUUUGAAAUGUUUGCUGCAGCUGCAGAUUUGGACGUAGAGGUUCCUUCAUUAUUAUGGGGCUUGAAUCCUAUAUUUUCAGCCUUUGCAAAGUUGUAUAUUAAAGAUAUACUAGAAAUGAAAGAAUCUAAACAGGUUCCUGGUGUAUUCUUUUAUAAUAGACAUCCAAUAAGGCAGGUGGAUAUUCUUGGAACUGUGGUUCUAACUAAAGAACGAGACGCCUUUUAUACUUAUGGAGUGGAUGACGGCACAGGUGUUAUAAAUUGCACCUGCUGGAAAAAUUCUUGGGCAGAACAGAAACCUUUGUCAGAUUUCCAGUCUCCUCCCAGUACCUCAGGCAGUCUGGACCUUAAGGAACAGAUAAGAAAGCUUCAGUUAGCAAUUCAUCAAAAGACAAGGCUGGAAAUUGGUGAUGUUGUCAGAGUUCGGGGCUCCAUUCGGAUCUACAGACAGCAGCGGGAAAUCAAAGCCUCCCUGUAUUAUAAAGUUGAUGAUCCUAUGUUUGAUGUCCAGAUUGCAAGGAUGCUGGAACUCCCUAAUUUGUACAGAGACAUAUAUGAUACGUCAUUCCAGUUUCCAGAAGAGGUACAAAGUGGCAGAAGUAUAGCAGACAUGUUGGGCUCCAUCAGUAUACUGAGUGAAAAAAUAAGAGUCUUCCUGAUGCAGAACAAAAUUCAGAGCUUCUAUAAGCAGGACUUGGAAACAGUGAAAGAUCUUGUAUCUCUGGUCAAGGAUGGAGGUCAGAGUACCAAUGCUGAACAAAUGGAUUCCAAAACAGAUCUCUCUUCUAAACUAAUUAGAAACUCCUUCGCAGAAGCAAUAAAGGUGCUGCAGAAUAUGGGUGUUCUUUUCCAGAAAUCAAGGAAUCUUAAGGACAUGUAUUAUGUGACUGAACAGGAUACAGAAUUGCAUAAGAUGACACUUGAAAUCCUCAGAUCUGAUUGCAAGAGACCAAAAUAUGCUGAAAAGGGCUGCCAUUUCCGUCACAUUCUCAACUGUAUUCAGCAAAGCUACUGCCCUUACAUCACAGAAUCUGUGGUCCGUUGCCUCCUGGACUGGUUAGAGACAAACAGUGAUAUAGUCACUACCAUGGAAGAAUACUACACUGUAUUUUAAAUUAAGGAAUGCCAUGGACUUCUGCAACAAAGUUUUAUCCAGUGGUCUUGAACAGCAUCUGUGACAGCAGGGACUUGGUUAUGUUUUCUUAUUUAGAAGAUGAAGUAUAAUAAACUUCCUAUUGCUUUUGUUUUGA